This is a messenger RNA of Gaeumannomyces tritici R3-111a-1, 1432 nucleotides long. RefSeq lists its product as hypothetical. The transcript is spliced from 3 exons. Bases 1 to 1386 code for a protein of 461 amino acids. The record is from RefSeq and is a predicted model, not a curated record. Gene Ontology annotation, molecular function: ATP binding; protein binding; protein kinase activity. Gene Ontology annotation, biological process: protein phosphorylation. NCBI's taxonomy places the organism in Eukaryota, Fungi, Ascomycota, Sordariomycetes, Magnaporthales, Magnaporthaceae.
AUGUACGACCAUGACGUCUUCGCCGUUCUGAUUCCCUAUGAUACGAGGAACAAGGCCAAUAGCGCUUUCAAGCUAGCCCACAAUGUCAAAUGGUUCCAGCCCGCGGUCGGGGGCGUGGCCCAAUCGGCCACUAUUGAAAGCCGAGAGCCUACGCCGGCCCGGGACUCUCAGCUAGAAGAGGAGGAGAAAGAAAGCGGCGGUGCCGUUGACCGCCUGGUCCUGACUUUUUCUAAACUCAUGCAGCUCGAAGGUCUCAGAGACGGGGUGCAGGCGGGGACGAGCACGGCGACGUCCCAUAUCCUGCUGGGCCAUCGAGGGACCCGCGGCGUCAGCGCCCGCCACUACCGCAUCGCUGUCGACGACGAAAUGCGCAUCUGGCUGCACGACCAUUCGAUGCAUGGAACUGCGGUUGGAUAUGGCGGGCAAAAUAUGGACCAGGUGCGGGUGGGUGAGACAUGGUUGCUGGCGGAUGCACCCGGCACUGCGAAUAUCUUCAGCCCCACCACCAUCGACUCGGGUGGUCUUAUCGUCGCCAUCGACUUUCCCAAUCACCAGGGGCGAGACGCACAGUACCUGGAGAACCUGUGCGCCCUCAUCGAAAAGUCCAAGGAGAACGAGGUCCCGGGCGUUCAGGGGCUCGGCCUGGACAGCCAGCCCACGACCGAGCCGCCCAGCGAAGCCCAGACUGUCUCUGAUCGCCUUAUUUACUUCAAACACCGCGAAAUCGGAAGCGGCGCCUUCGGCCGGGUAUUCAAAAUCAUCAGGGCCCGCGACGGCAAGGUGCUCGCCGGCAAAGUAGUCACGCCACCGCCGACCAACAGCCAGAAGAGACGCCGCGGCGAGGUCGACCCUGCAUGGCUCCUCGACAUUCGGCGAGAAUAUACCAUCAUGAAGGACAACCCCCACCCCAACAUUGUACAGGUGUUCGGGAUGCGCGAGUGGCCCGAAAUCAUGAUCGUCAUGCCCUACUUCCCAAGCGGCAAUAUAGCGCAGGCUGGGAAGAAUGUAUCGCCGGGCCAGUGGCGCACUUGGGCCGAGACCUGGGUCGACAUGCUCAUUAUGCAGCUAGACGACCAAGAGGAAGGGACGGAUAUCGACCUGCUGCAGGGCAUGUUUGCCAUCAACCAGGAAAGGCGGCUGACGGCUCGCAAGGGCCUAAUGAAGGGCCUUAAGGACGGCCUGUUUACGCGGCGGGCCGUCGACGGACUUGUCGCGUGCGCGGUGGGCGGCCAAGAAGAAGAAGAAGAAAAGGCCGCCAACGUGGCUGGCGGGGUCGAGCCACCUACAGCCACGCAACGGGCGGACGCCGAAGACGACCCUGAUGCCACCAUCCUACUGAGUCGAUUGGGUGGUGGCGUGCCGGACAGCAGUGGGGAAUUAGUGUGAUUACCUGCAGCGAGUUGAAUAAUAACCGUAUGAAAUGUCUGCCUCC